Messenger RNA from Manihot esculenta (cassava), 2224 nucleotides. Its product is annotated as ruBisCO large subunit-binding protein subunit beta, chloroplastic. The record is from RefSeq and is a predicted model, not a curated record. Gene Ontology annotation, biological process: protein refolding. Bases 171 to 1997 code for a protein of 608 amino acids. Gene Ontology annotation, cellular component: chloroplast stroma; cytosolic ribosome. Gene Ontology annotation, molecular function: ATP-dependent protein folding chaperone; ATP binding. The transcript has 15 exons. NCBI's taxonomy places the organism in Eukaryota, Viridiplantae, Streptophyta, Magnoliopsida, Malpighiales, Euphorbiaceae.
GAACCUUCAAGACCAACUCCAGCAAUUUUAUAUCAAAAACCGUAGAGACUGCAAUUUCAUAGUAAGGAUAAGCCUACGCCUCGUAUCCAGUCUUCCAUUCUAAAACCCUAAUAUCCCCCCCGCCUACCGCCACCUCUGCUGUCUCUCAUUUCUUGGCCAUCAGAUAGUAAAUGGCGUCCACCUUUACUGCUAUAUCCUCCGUUGGAUCCUUGGCUGCAGCUAAUGGCUGUGUGAUGGAUAAGAAACUUGCCUUUUCUUCAAACAGGCUAUCAUCUUUUGCCUCCAUUUCCGGAAGCUCAUUUGGUAGGAGGAAGAAUGCAGUUUUACGUAGGCCAUGUACACCUAAGGUUUCUGCCAUGGCCAAGGAGUUGCAUUUCAACACGGAUGGAUCAGCAAUUAAGAAAUUACAAACUGGUGUAAACAAACUUGCAGAUCUAGUUGGGGUUACCCUUGGACCUAAAGGCCGAAACGUUGUUCUUGAGAGCAAGUAUGGCUCUCCCAAAAUCGUUAAUGAUGGUGUGACUGUUGCUAAAGAGGUUGAAUUGGAGGAUCCAGUUGAGAAUAUUGGUGCUAAGUUGGUGAGACAGGCAGCUGCCAAGACUAACGAUCUGGCUGGAGAUGGGACCACAACAUCUGUUGUUCUUGCUCAAGGUCUUAUUGCUGAAGGUGUCAAGGUUGUAGCUGCUGGUGCAAAUCCUGUUCUGAUUACUAGGGGUAUUGAGAAGACCACAAAGGGUCUAGUGAAUGAACUUAAGUCAAUUUCAAAAGAGGUUGAAGACAGCGAGCUUGCAGAUGUAGCAGCUGUUAGUGCUGGGAACAACUAUGAAGUAGGCAACAUGAUUGCUGAAGCCAUGAGUAAAGUGGGUCGUAAGGGUGUGGUAACUCUUGAAGAAGGCAAAAGUGCUGAGAACAGCCUAUAUGUUGUUGAGGGAAUGCAAUUUGAUCGUGGUUAUAUAUCGCCUUAUUUUGUCACGGACAGUGAAAAAAUGGCAGUUGAAUAUGAGAACUGCAAGUUGCUUCUUGUUGAUAAGAAAAUAACAAAUGCAAGGGAUCUGGUUAACAUUCUGGAAGAAGCAAUCAGGGCUGGUUACCCAAUUCUGAUUAUUGCUGAAGACAUUGAGCAAGAAGCUUUGGCAACUCUUGUUGUGAAUAAACUUAGGGGUACUUUGAAGAUUGCUGCUCUCAAAGCUCCUGGUUUUGGAGAGAGGAAGAGUCAGUACCUUGAUGACAUUGCUAUUUUAACUGGAGGAACUGUUAUAAGAGAUGAGGUAGGGCUUGCCUUAGACAAAGCUGGUAAGGAGGUUCUAGGCCAUGCUUCCAAAGUGGUACUUACCAAGGACACUACUACCAUUGUGGGUGAUGGAAGCACCCAAGAAGCAGUGAACAAGAGAGUUGCACAAAUAAAAAAUCUCAUUGAGGCUGCUGAGCAAGACUAUGAGAGGGAAAAACUCAAUGAGAGAAUUGCAAAGUUGUCCGGUGGUGUUGCAGUCAUACAGGUUGGGGCACAAACUGAAACAGAGCUUAAAGAAAAGAAAUUGAGAGUAGAAGAUGCUCUUAAUGCGACAAAGGCAGCUGUGGAGGAAGGUAUUGUGGUUGGUGGUGGAUGCACCCUCCUGAGACUGGCAUCAAAGGUGGAUUCCAUUAAAGACAGCCUUGAAAAUGAUGAAGAAAAGGUGGGGGCAGAUAUUGUGAAGAGGGCUCUCAGCUACCCGCUCAAAUUAAUUGCCAAGAACGCUGGUGUUAAUGGAAGUGUGGUGAGCGAGAAGGUCCUCUCCAGUGACAAUCCGAAAUAUGGAUACAAUGCUGCAACUGGAAACUAUGAAGAUCUAAUGGCUGCUGGGAUAAUUGAUCCAACAAAGGUGGUUAGAUGCUGCCUAGAGCAUGCAUCAUCGGUAGCAAAAACUUUCUUGAUGUCCGAUUGUGUAGUCGUAGAGAUCAAGGAGCCUGAACCGGUGCCUGCUGGCAAUCCCAUGGACAAUUCAGGAUAUGGUUACUAAGGUCAUUGAGCAGCGUGGGGAGUGGGAGCCAAAUAAAGACCAGAGUCCCCGUAGCAGCGACUAUUUAGGUUAUGGGCAAUGAACGAGUUAUUCUUUUGUAAAUUAAUCACCUCAAGUGGGUAGGACUUGCGGGUUCUGGUGAGGAUAGCUUACUGGAGAGCGGCAUGUAUCUUGCAAUUAAUUGCACGAUUGCAAUGAUAAUUGAUUUUGAACCCUUGAGUUUCAAA